This is a messenger RNA of Nestor notabilis (Kea), 489 nucleotides long. RefSeq names its product ATPase, H+/K+ exchanging, beta polypeptide (gene ATP4B). The transcript is spliced from 4 exons. Gene Ontology annotation, molecular function: ATPase activator activity. The annotation marks the transcript as partial. NCBI's taxonomy places the organism in Eukaryota, Metazoa, Chordata, Aves, Psittaciformes, Psittacidae. Gene Ontology annotation, biological process: intracellular sodium ion homeostasis; potassium ion import across plasma membrane; sodium ion export across plasma membrane. The record is from RefSeq and is a predicted model, not a curated record. Gene Ontology annotation, cellular component: sodium:potassium-exchanging ATPase complex.
AUGGAAGGUGGCUGGGGUGAGCUGCCUGGUGUGGGUAUUUCCGUGCUUGCCAGCAGCAUGGAAAGUCCCUGGGAGAGCAAAAAUCCUUUCCCAGUGGGAUUGCUGUGCCAGCAGACAAGUGUAACGUUACGACCUGAUGUUUAUGGGGAUAGAGGACUACAAAUUUAUUACAACGUAUCUGACAACAAAACCUGGGAAGGUUUAGUGACAACUCUUCAGACUUUUCUAACAGCAUAUACUCCAGCUGCUCAGCACCUGAACAUCAACUGCACCAGUGACAUCUACUUCUUCCAGGACACCUUUGACGGCCCGAAUAAAACAAAACUGUCCUGCAAAUUUACCUCAGAUAUGCUUCAAAACUGCUCUGGCAUCCCAGAUCCGACUUUUGGAUUUCCAGAAGGAAAACCCUGCUUUAUUAUAAAAAUGAACAGGAUUAUCAACUUUCUCCCUGGCAACGGCACUGCACCAAGGGUGAACUGCACAUAUUUG